CGUCCGGAAACGACGCCUGUUAUGAGGAUGGAAUGAUUAAAAAAUAUUCGUGUACAGAUUUUGAAUGACGGUUAACGAUGACACAUGUAUGGAUACAAUGUGCGUUGGUUUUUGGAAUAUUCUGUAGGUUGGAGUUUGUUCGAUUGAUUACUGUAUUCGCAGGGAAUAAGGAGAUACCGAUAGAAAUAUUAGUAUAUGAUAAAUUGUACUCGGAUUAAAGGUUUUUUUGUUAUAUUGAGAAUUUUGGUUUUCGUCGAUGCGUUCGAUUUAGAAUUUAUGAUGAUUAUGUGGGUAUUCCGGUUCUGGUGUAAUGGUUAUUUUGUGUGAGAAACGAGCGGGGUUUUGUUAUAUGGAUUAUAUUUUUAUUGAUUAUUGCGAUUUUAGUUAUUUAUUCCUCUGAGUAAUUGAAUUUUUAACUGAGUUAAUUGAAGUUGGCUGAUUAUGUUUUCUUCGAUGUGCAACGGAAUCGAUACUGAGUAGCUUGUAUCGUUGAUCGAUAGUGAAGAUUAUAUCGCUGGAAAUUUGAAGGAAAUAUUAUAACCUAAUAAAAAUAGGAACCGCAAAUAUUAAUAUAUUCUGAAAGUGUCAGUUAAUUUGAAAAUAGGAAUUUAGAUUAUGGAUGGUGUACAAAUAAGAAAUUAUAAGGAUUUUAUACUUCUGUAUAAUCAAAUAUCUGAAGCAUGUUUCCAACGCUGUACGAACACAUUUAUGUCAAGGAACAUUUCUGCAGAGGAGGAAGUCUGUGUGAGAAAAUGUGCAGACAAGCAUAUUCGUGCAAAUCAAAAAACAAUGGAAAUAUUUAUGGAAUUACAGCCUGCUAUCGUACAAAAGAGAAUAGCAGAAGUUCAACAAACUCAAGCAGCUUUAGAAGAACAAAUGCAAGCUCAAAAUACUUGAAAAUAACGCAUAUUUAGUUUUAUAUAAAUGAAUUGGUUUGCAUUAUAUGUAUUUUAGAAUGUUUUUUGAAGUAAUAUGCUUGAAAACAAAUUUUUUAGACCAAUUGUUUUACAAUAGGUAUACUUCAAACUGUAUAAAGAAUGUUUAUUUAUUAUUAUCCACUGCCACCUAUAUUGAUACUUAUCAAUACAUCAGAACAUCAUUUUAAACAAACUGAGAAUAACUUGCUCUCCAGUGUCUAAUUAUAUGCAACAGAUUGUAAUUUAUUAGUCUUUUAUAAUUAUAUUAAUUUUAAGUUAAUAAUUGAAUGACUGAAUACUGCCUCUGUUAAUAAGCAAUCAAAACUCUGUACAAAACAAAGUAUAUAAGCAUUCAUUUAUUAUUAGGAGUUUGUAUACACAUAAUAUACACACAAUAACAUUAUGAGUAGGAACAUAAUAUAUUAGCUACAAUACGUUUUAUAAAUUAAAAAGUGCUCAAAUUGCAUUCCUUAAUAAUGCAAGUUAUUCAAUAUUGAUUUUUAUGCUUACUAGUAAUUAAUAAAUAUAAGACUCUUGAGUUUCGUUUUAUUACAGUAUGUUGUAAUGGCUUAAGCAUAUCUUAACCAAAAUUUGUUGCAUAAUGGAAUGUGUUUUCUGUAUGAUCAUAGUAAAUUUUUUAAUAUGUAUAGAAAUUCCAAGGUUGCUUGAUACAUAAAUAUAAAUUACAUUAUUUCUGUCACUUCUAUUAGUGUCCCAGAGAUAAGAACAAAUUCAUAGAUAUGAAAACCUACGAAAAUGUUUAAAUUAUGGCAAAUUGCAUACAUUUUUCAUAUACCAUCCACUUACAUUCACUGUUUUACACGUAUUAAAAAUGUACUUUGUGAUCACAUUGGAAGGAAUUUAUUACAAAAUUACGAUAAAACGUAUUGAUGAUAUAAUAUUAAUAGAUUAGGUUUCUUCUUAUUUAACUUAAUUUACUAUCGAUGCUAACGUAAACUAUGAGUGUAAGCAACAAACAAUGGCGGCAAUGUACAUACAUUUAUUUUACCUAUACUAAAAACGUGUUCUAUGUAUGAAGCAUAAAGAUUUAUAAUACUUUAAUAGAGAUUCGAUAUACUAUUGUUUUGAAGUAAAAGAUACAGUCAUCAAUAAUGUUAACACACAUAAAAGAAAAUGUAAACUAUAAUUUUAAUUCAUCUAAUUUAUAAUCAUUUACUUAAAGAGUAUGACUAGUUUAUUAAACGUUCCAAUAGUUGUAUUUAUUUAAACAAUACUGUUUUAUUGAUAAAAACUUUUAUAGAUAUAUAUAUUUUUUUAUUCAAAUACUUGAAAGUAUUUCUGAAAAAUAAAUCAUAAU
Molecule: messenger RNA, 2235 nt
Organism: Nomia melanderi (Alkali bee)
Lineage: Eukaryota; Metazoa; Arthropoda; Insecta; Hymenoptera; Halictidae
Product: mitochondrial import inner membrane translocase subunit Tim10 B
Source: RefSeq, a predicted model, not a curated record